Molecule: messenger RNA, 1391 nt
Organism: Gamsiella multidivaricata
Lineage: Eukaryota; Fungi; Mortierellomycota; Mortierellomycetes; Mortierellales; Mortierellaceae
Exons: 4
Coding region: 1-1155 (384 amino acids)
Source: RefSeq, a predicted model, not a curated record
AUGCCACGCUUUCGAAAGGCCUCCGAUGGCGUUAUCUUUGCCACGUUCUACUGGUUCUUCUUCCUUGGAGCAGAAAACAAUCGGUACCGCAAUACCACUUAUGUCACUGGGAGGAGUCCUCUUGCUGAUCGAACCUUUGGAGAGUAUCAGCAUGCCUUUGUCCAGGAUAAUUCCGUGGCUUGGCUCACCUCUACACUGGAGACGACGCGCGUCCUGAGAAGUGACUUUUUGGGACUCUUUGGUUUGUACAACGACUCUGCGACUAUAUACGAUGUCAAGUCAAACGCCGAAGUGAUUUUGGACCAGAACAAAACACACAUCUAUUAUCAAUUCCCGAACAUGCAGAUUGAGAGCCGUCAGGUUUUGCUGCUGAGCAUUCCCGAGGCCAUCUCGUCCUGGGGAGGCGCCUUCUCGAUUAUCCUCUCCAUCUUUUACGCGCUAUUCGGUAAAGGAGCAUUCUCACCGUUUGGUAUCAUCCAGAAAUCCGUCCUGCGCAAUGGUACCAGGGCCAAGAUCGCGAGUGUGUACACCAACGGCAGAAAGGGCAACAAUGAAAAUAAUAACGACAAGUCCAAUUCUCUCACAUAUCUCGACAACAAUAAGCAGGAUGCUCGAGAUACGAAUGCGCCCCUACCGUUCGUUCUCGGCGGAGCAAAUUACCAACCAUGUCAACAGGAUCUGACAGCCCUCCAUCAGCAACAACAAGAGAUCCAUCAUGAAGAACUCGUCGCCCUCCGUCAACAGAUCCGAGCCCUCAGGCAGGACGUGAGCCACCUUCAAAGGCACGAGCAGCGGGUCAAGGAGUUUUACCUCGAUAUGGAACUGAUGGAGACCGCGGAUGUGGCCCCAGGUGCGACAAUGCCUGAAUUUGGGCAGCCUACCUCCGAGCGCCCCUUCACAUCUGGUAAAUCGGACUCACUCUCUGGAGGCGAGGGACACAAUGUGAGGCAGCGGAAAGGAUGGGCCCAGAAGCUCUUCAAUAACGAAGCCGAGUUCCAAGAGGUUCCCAGGGAGGAAACACUGGCGCUCAGACGUGCCGAGCAUGGUAUGGGAGGAUAUACCCAGCAUACCCAACAGACAGACCCCACUCCCGAAAACGUCCAUUGGAGCGCGGGAUCCGGAAGAGAUGCGAAUAUUGAGAUGCGACCUAUCUAAACCGCCUCUCCAACCACAACAGAAGAUAAUAUACAGUGCUCACCAAAAGUGAUUACAAGUUUCGCUCAUUUCGACAUCCAUUCUCCAUGCUCAUCUCCAUCUCCUCCAUCCCUCAUAGUACUCAUACCAAACACUUCUCGGAUAAAUAUUGUUGCGCUUGGAGAUAGUUCUUUUACAGUUGUAUGGAGUAAGGAAACUCCCAAUCUGAAUGCUCGAAUAAUUUGUGUUCCACACUG